Molecule: messenger RNA, 925 nt
Organism: Closterium sp. NIES-67
Lineage: Eukaryota; Viridiplantae; Streptophyta; Zygnematophyceae; Desmidiales; Closteriaceae
Source: the annotation of a GenBank genome assembly
ACACGUGUCAAGCACUCUGUGUCCAAUCGCAAUACCCGCGCGUUAAUGCAUAAUGGGCCCAUGGCAGACCAUUGCGGCCGAAUGGUUCUGUCUCGUGCCAGCUCUUGCCACGCCGGUGAGGGGUAAUUGGAUCUUGGGCUUACCGUGUGCUUGCCUCCUGCCUCACAUGGCACCUCAGCGCAAUGGGUACUGCCGGUGCUGCUUCUAAGGGGCCUGUGCUGCAUGCCUCUCUUGCUGCUGGCGGCAUCAUUGGCACAAGCACCAACCCCAUUGCCUACCAUGACCUCCACCACCAUCACCAGUUUUCCCUGCUGCCGGUGAUGGUAGUGGUGGUGAUGCCGGUGAUGGUAGUGGUGGUGAUGCCGGUGGUGGCUGGGAGGCAUGGUGUAUCAUCCCUUGCUGGAUGACCCCAUGCUGGACCAUGUCAUGGUGUGGCAUGCCAUGGCAUGGUCAUGUGGUACACACCCAUGAUUUCAGCCAAAGCCCAGGCAAGAGGGUGGUGGGUGGGGUGACGCAUGAUGGCUAUCAUGUGGUGUGGUGUGGUGUGCCUUGAGAGCUUGCAGUCCAACCAUAUGCGUGUGUGCACAUGAUGGAUGGAUUGCCCCAUACAUGAUGGAUGGAUGCUGGAGCAACGAUCCAUCAGCUCAUGGUGCACAUGGGAUGGACUAGGUGGUUGGUGAGGUGCGCAAGGGAUGAGCAUGGGUGUGCGGUAGCCCUCCUGCUACUUGCGUCAGAACCAUGUGCAUGGGCAGAUGGGCAUGCAUCGUGGAUGGCUCUGAGCUGAGACGUUCAAUACCAUGUGCCACAAGGGCUGGACCAGGAGUCCAGGGCGUGGUAACCAUGCCACGGGCAACAUCACAGGUAGUGUAGAUAAUAUAGUAGGGUAGUCAGUGUAAGGUGGCUUUGUAUUCUGAUGCCUAUAUAU